CACCUUUUACGCACGGAGCGCUUGGAGAGGUUGCAGACGGGCGCACGCCGGCGGUCGGCUUUUGGAAGGGAAAAGGAAGAAGAGUUUUACAACCAACAGAGAAGCUGUGAGUUGAGGCAUCUGAGUGGGCAUGUGGCUACUGGAGAAGCUCCGGAGCUCUGUGGAGAGCAGCGGGACACAAUCCAAGCCCCCGCAGACAAUAGAGGCCAUUCCUGUCUCUGUGUAUGCCAAUGUCCUCACCCCAGACAAGAUCCCCGAUUUCUUCAUUCCCCCAAAACUGAUCUGCUGCCCACCAGAAGAGUCUCUCACCCCAGAGCCACAGCCCUGCUCCACCCUGCGACCCUCCUCCUCUGACCACGCCAUCUGCAGCCAGAGCCCCAGAGCUCGGAGCAGCAAGAACCCCUGCAGCCCUCGCCUCUUCUCCCGCAAUCUCCAGAAGUCGGCCAACCGUCACAUCAUCCAAAUAGAGAGCGCUGAUGAGCCGGGUGCCGGAUCUGCGGACAGGGCCAGAGGUGAAGUCAACACUAAUGCAGACCCCCAGUCACAGACUGCGAUGUCUCUGCCGUACGUCCCCAAGGCUCAGACCUCCUAUGGCUUUUCCACCCUGGUGGAGUCUCCUCAUACCCGACGCAAGGAGAGCCUGUUCCACAGUGACCCCAGCAGCCCCCUCACCUCCCCGAACUCCCAGAGGCGCUCCCAAGGGGGCACUCUCCUGGCCCCAGCGGACCCCAACCCCUACCGCUAUUUCAGUGGUGGAGAGAGCGACACCUGCUCCUCAGCAGAUUCAUCCCCCUUUAACUCCCCUCUCCUGUCCCGCUCUGCCUCCCUCCUGCGCUCCAUUACCCAGGAGACAAAGACCAAGGUGUCUCGUGCCAAGCGCUCCCUGGCGCGCCACAGUUCUCUCUCCACUGACGACUGCAGCUCAGCAGACAACAGCCCCAACAUGCAGCGCCGCCGCACACGCUGCCCCCCCUCUCCCGCCUUCCAUGGAAGUAAAAGCGGUGGCUUGAGGGGCGCGGCGUCAGACCUCCUGCAGCGCGAGCACACCAUCAACCUCCACAAGGGGGGGACACUGAGGCUGAGCACGCACUAUGACCCGGAGGCGGCUCGGCUGAGGGUGCGCAUGCUGGCAGCUGAGGGCCUUUACGACAGGCAGACGGACCUUAAAAGCAUCAACUGCUGUGUGGCGCUCUACCUGAACCCCGGCAAGCAGCAGAAACAGAGGAGCACCAUCAUCAAGAACAGCAGGAAUCCAGUGUUCAACGAAGACUUUUUCUUUGACGCGCUGCCCCAGGCACAAGUGAAGAGUCUGGCCAUGAAGAUAAAGGUAGUGAACAAAGGUACCAGUCUGAGGAGAGACGUGCUUCUAGGAGAAAGGGAGGUGCUGCUCAGUGAGCUGCUCGCAGGCCUCUAGGGAGCCCCUGUCAAGACUGGCAGCUCCACAUCUCAAGGGCCCUUUCUUCUCCGGCUACCUUUCGGUCCCACUCCACAGAUCUGAUAAAUACUGGGCAGGUGAAAGCAUGCUGAUGACAAGGGAGCCGUAUCUUGCACAAUGCGCCAUGUACAUCAAUAGGCAAAAAAAAAAAAAAAAAAAAAAAAAAGA
Molecule: messenger RNA, 1603 nt
Organism: Chelmon rostratus (copperband butterflyfish)
Lineage: Eukaryota; Metazoa; Chordata; Actinopteri; Chaetodontiformes; Chaetodontidae
Product: C2 calcium-dependent domain-containing protein 4C-like
Exons: 3
Coding region: 131-1414 (427 amino acids)
Source: RefSeq, a predicted model, not a curated record